Messenger RNA from Spirometra erinaceieuropaei, 879 nucleotides. The record is from the annotation of a GenBank genome assembly. NCBI's taxonomy places the organism in Eukaryota, Metazoa, Platyhelminthes, Cestoda, Diphyllobothriidea, Diphyllobothriidae.
AUGUCCAGACAUGUUAAGUCUCGUUUCAAUCCGCCCACUUUGCCUCCGGAGUGGGCUUCUGCACUUGAGGGUCUCCACGGGGACCCCUUUGCAUGGUUCCGAGGCCAGCUUCUGGCCUUCAUACUCCGUCUCAAAGACGAGGUGUUCAAGUGGCGUCUGGAGGCCGAAAUUAGGGACAUACGGAGUCAAAUGCCGUCCGGAUACUUCACCUGCCCUGUUGCCGGUAUUCACGUGCGUCGUACGGAUAAAAUUCAAAUGAAGGAAGCUGAAUUCCACACUCUGUCUGAGUACAUGCCUUCGGUGGAGCGCUUUUUCCAACGAAAACUGAUGGAGUAUCAGUUGAAGACAGGAAGUAAUGUGUCGCCUCCCUGGUCUAAAUGGAAGAGGGUGUUUCUGGCCUCGGAUGAUCCAUCCGUCUUUGAGGAGGCCAGACGGUCAUAUCCAGACUACGAGUUCAUCGGUGAUGAAAAACGUGCCACAUCGGCCUUCAAUCAUUCAGUUCGUGCCACACUCGGAAUUUAUACCGAUGUUCGAAUGCUGGCCAGCACUGACUUUCUGUCCUGCACUAUGUCUUCUAAUAUUUGCAGAAUGGCGUAUGAGUACAUGCUGGCUGAUAAUCGGAUGAAUAGUGAUUCAACCUUGCACGCAGAGUCGGUGGACGUAAUGUACUUCAAUGUUGGUGAGCGGAAGCGCUGGUGGCGGGCACUCGCAGACUACCCUCCACUUAACAUCUCUCGUGAUGAUCGAGUCUCUCCCAUUGAGAACAAAGAGACCUAUUUCCUGAAGGUUCAGCGAAGACAUAGUGGUUUGAAAACUGAACAAAAACUCCCGACGUUUCUUUUUGAAGAAGAAGUCCUUCGUAUCCCAGACCGUGAUUAA